AUGCGCAAACACUCGCGGCGGACCACAACCCGCGAGCCGCUGCAUCGCACUACUGUACUCCUCCUUUUCUCCCUCUCUACGGAUACGUUUCUCUCCAUCAUUUCGGUCUCACAGACUGUCACUCUCCUGCUGGGUCCCCCACUGGAGCAUGCAUCCCUGCUUUCCUGA
Molecule: messenger RNA, 168 nt
Organism: Colletotrichum orchidophilum
Lineage: Eukaryota; Fungi; Ascomycota; Sordariomycetes; Glomerellales; Glomerellaceae
Exons: 1
Coding region: 1-168 (55 amino acids)
Source: RefSeq, a predicted model, not a curated record